UCUCCGCUUGCUUUCCUUGAUGGUUCAAUAAGGCAAUAACGCCGUGACAGGUCCUCUCAUUCCCACCCAGCACGUUGAAGGAAAAAAGACACGAACCAAGAGGAACCAGCAGAAAUUUAUUUAUUUAAUAUUACUUACAUAUUCGUUUUGAAUUGUCUUAUAUGCUUUCUAAGAGCAUCAAUCUAGUCGUUUUUUCUCUGAGAUGGAAAUGAGAUGUCGCCCAACAACGGUAAUGUGCUGUGCUUUUGUGGUUCUGUUCUCCAUCGCUCGUUCUGUGGAUGCUUCAUUCGGGGACAGACAGUACCUCAACGAAUGGGCGGUGGAGAUUCCGGGAGGACCGGACGCCGCAAGGUCCAUCGCCAAAGAACUGGACUACCGACUAGUCCGCCAGAUUGGGACGCUAGAAAACCAUUACUUGUUCAAACACCAGACUCAUCCUAGCAGGACGAAACGAAGUGCCGAUCACAUCACCAAACGCCUGUCUGAGGAUGAUCGGGUAUCAUGGGCGGAGCAACAGUAUGAGAAGCAGCGCAGUAAGCGGGCGUCGCUGGGAUCAUGCCGGAACUGUCCAGUGGACAAGCUGUUCGAUGACCCCAUGUGGAACCAGCAGUGGUACCUGCAAGACACUCGGACGUCGUCCUCCCUGCCCAAACUGGACCUCCACGUAAUUCCCGUGUGGAGGAAAGGGAUCACAGGGAAAGGAGUGGUCAUCACCGUGCUGGAUGACGGUCUGGAGUGGAACCACACCGACAUCUACCCCAACUACGACGCAGCAGCCAGCUACGAUUUCAAUGACAACGACCCUGACCCCUUCCCCAGAUACGACUCCACCAAUGAGAACAAGCAUGGAACCAGGUGUGCCGGUGAGAUCGCCAUGCAGGCAGAUAACAAUAAAUGUGGAGUUGGGGUGGCGUACAACUCCAAGGUUGGAGGAAUCCGCAUGUUGGACGGUAUCGUGACGGACGCCAUCGAGGCCAGUUCUAUUGGCUUCAACCCAGACCAUGUGGACAUCUACAGUGCCAGCUGGGGACCCAACGACGAUGGCAAGACAGUGGAGGGCCCCGGUCGCCUGGCGUCAAAAGCCUUUGAGUACGGCAUCCAGAAGGGCCGAGGCGGGAAGGGCUCCAUCUUUGUGUGGGCAUCGGGGAACGGGGGCCGUCAGGGGGACAACUGCGACUGUGACGGCUACACGGACAGCAUCUACACCAUCUCCAUCAGCAGUGCCUCCCAGCAGGGCCUGUCUCCCUGGUACGCUGAGAAGUGCUCCUCCACCUUGGCCACCGCUUACAGCAGCGGAGACUACACCGACCAGAGAAUAACCAGUGCUGAUUUGCAUAACGAAUGCACCGAGACUCACACGGGAACCUCCGCCUCCGCCCCACUGGCUGCUGGGAUAUUUGCCCUGGCGCUGGAACAGAACCCUGAGCUAACAUGGAGGGAUCUGCAGCACUUGGUGGUGUGGACUUCUGAGUUCGACCCGCUGGCCAACAAUCCCGGCUGGAAGAGGAACGGGGCAGGCCUGAUGGUCAACAGUCGUUUUGGAUUUGGUCUGCUCAACGCUAAGGCCCUGGUGGACCUGGCCGACCCGGCCACCUGGAAACACGUCCCCGAGAAGAAGCAGUGCAUCGUCAGGGACGACUCCUUCCAGCCCAGGGCAUUGAAAGCAGCAGGGGAGAUCACCAUUGAGAUCCCCACCAAGGCCUGUGCCGGCCAGAACAACGCUGUCCUCUCACUGGAGCAUGUGCAAGUGGAGGCCAGCAUCGAGUACACCAGGCGAGGAGACCUACAUAUCAAACUCACUUCCCCAUCAGGCACCAGCACAGUCCUGCUGGCGGAGAGAGAGAGGGACACGUCAUCUAAUGGCUUUAGGAACUGGGACUUCAUGUCAGUUCACACAUGGGGAGAGGACCCCACUGGCACCUGGACACUUAAGAUCACUGACACAUCGGGGCGAAUGGAGAACGAAGGUCAGAUCCUAAGCUGGAAGCUUAUUCUCCACGGCACGUCAGAAAAGCCUGAGCACAUGAAGAAACCCAGAGUGUACGUCCCCUACAACGCUGUCCAGAAUGACCGUAGAGGAGUGGAGCACAUGGAUGACAUGAUAGAGGAGCUGCCCACCCAGGCUGAGGUUCACCCACCACAGAAGACCCAGCCCCCUCCUCCUGCCACCCCUGAGAGGAAGGAGACAAGCCCCUCCUCCUUCCCCCCCUCCCUGGCCCUUCUGCGUCUCCUCCAGACGGCCUUCAACAGACAGACCCCAGCUGCCCUGUCCCAGUCCCCAGCCAAGGCCUCUAGCUGGGGAGAGCAGCACACGGGCAGGGCCCCCUCCCUUCCAUGGAGAGCAGGCCCUCAUGUCGCUCCACAGAAGCUGUACCAGGCCCUGGACAGGAUCAACCAGUACCAGCAGGGUGGGCAGGACAACAGCCUGUAUAGCGACUACAGUGACGGCUUUUAUAGCACCAAGCCCUACAGGCACAGAGAUGACCGACUGCUCCAGGCGCUCUUCGACAUGUUCUCUGACGACAGGCAGUGAGGAGGGAGGAUAUGGGAGGAGAGUGGGUAAGGCAAGGGCGGAACUCCAGUCCUGCAGUGUGUGUAGGCUUUUGUUCUAGCUUAACAGAUCCGGCCCCCCGAAUCCCAACUUGAGUCAAGUUAGGAUUCGGGGCCAAGUGAACACACCCGAUUUAACUAAACACGGUCUACAUUGAAGACCUCCUUCGUUGACUACCGGUAGGUGAAUCAGGUGUGUAAGUGCUGGGCUAGAGUCUGCACAGCCCUGCCAUUCUCCUUGGUCAAGAUUGGCCACCCAUGGGGUAAGGGGUGAGAGAGAAAAUGUGAGGAGGUGGGAGCUGGGCAUGGAAGGAGAAAGUGAGGGAGGGGGAGAGUGAACGCCAGAUAGAAACUCUUCCAGCCAAUUGUGAUGUUAUUUUUCCAAAACGCUACUUUUCUUUUCUUGCAGCAUUCUAGCCUGUCUGUCUGUAUGUAGUUUUGUCUUUCAUUCUGUACAGUUAGUUGUAAGUCGGUUGCAUCUCAAUACCCACAAGUGGCUUCCUUUCCUCCUCCUCCUUCCUUUCCUCCUCCUCACCCCUCCUCCUGGUGUAUUGAAGUCUAGCUAACCCAUAGACCAUAGAUCUCUGUCAUAUUGCUUCAGUCUUUUCAGAUCAAUAUGCAGGAAGGAAAGGAGACAAGGAAAGGGAACCCCUGUAGCGUAUUUAAAUGAAUCUGGGAUUGCAUUCCACCCCUCCUCCAGCCAUCUAUUCAAUAGUCUUAAAGUGACAGUUAACAUCAAAGUCAACGUUCAGCCGAUGUUUUCAGCCCUCAAAAGUGGUCUGAUGUCAGGAUGUGUCCAGGCACCACGACAUCUGUUUUGUAGACCCAGCUGUAUCCCUCAAUUCCAAAUUAAUUCAAAACAUAGCCACUGCGCUGCUAAAUGCAUAUAGGGGAAAUGCUGCUCUAUUUGCCACCUUUACCUGUCAGUCGUAUUGAAAGUAAGGAGACAAGAGAAGGAGAAAGAGAUGAGGAAAGGAUGUUUUUAAGACUUUUGGGACACAGGGCUCUUCUCCCUUCACGGCACUACCUGCUUGAGCAUGCUAUGUACAGUACCUUUAGAAUUUCAAGUUCAUAAUUGUAUUAUGACUGACACUAUUAUCUAUAUAUUAUACAAAGACAAUGAAUGUAAUGUUGUUUUUACACUGAACAAAAAUAUAAGCGCAACAUGCAAAAAUUUCAAUGAUUUUACUGAGUUACAGUUCAUAUAAGUAAAUCAGUCAAUUGAAAUAAAUUCCUUAGGCCCUAAUCUAUGGAUUUCACAUGACUGGAAAUACAGAUAUGCAUCGGUUGGUCAUAGAUACAUAAAAAAAGGUAGGGGCGUGGAUCAGAAAUCCAGUCCGUAUCUGGUGUGACCACCAUUUACCUCAUGCAGCGCGACACAUCUCCUUCGCAUAGUUGAUCAGGCUGCUGAUUGUGGCCUGUGGAAUAUUGUCCCGAUUCUCUUCAAUGGCUGUGCUAAAUUGCUGGACAUUGGCGGGAACUGGAACACGCUGUCGUACACUUCGAUCCAGAGCAUCCCAAACAUGCUCAUGGGUGGCAUGUCUGGUGAGUAUGCAGGCCAUGAAGGAACUGGGACAUGUUCAGCUUCCAUCUGUGUACAGAUCCCUGCGACAUGGGGCUAUGCAUUAUCAUGCUGAAAUAUGAAGUGAUGGCAGCUGAUGAAUGACAUGACAUGACAGUGGGCUUCAGCAUCUCGUCAUGGUAUCUCUGCAUUCAAAUUGCCAAACUGCACACACCAUAACCCCACUGCCACCAUGAGGCACUCUGUCCACUAGGUUGACAUCAGCAAACCGCUCACCCACACGGCACCAUACAUGCUGUCUGCCAUCUGCUUUGUACAGUUAAAACCAGCAUUCAUCUGUGAAGAGCAUACUUCUCCAGCGUGCCAGUGGCCAUCGAAGGUGAGCAUUUGCUCACUGAAGUCGGUUACAACGCCAAACUGCAGUCAGGUCAAGACACUAGUGAGGACGACGGGUACACAGAUGAGCUUCCCUGAGACUGUUUCUGACAGUUUGUGCAGAAAUUUCUUUGGUUGUGCAAACCCACAGUUUCAUCAGCUGUCUGGGCGGCUGGUCUCAGACAAUCUUGCAGGUGAAGAUGUGGAGGUCCUGGGCUGGCGUAGUUAAAUGUGGUCUGCGGUUGUGAUGCCGGUUGGACGUACUGCCAAAUUCGCUAAAACGACGUUGGAGCUUAUGGUAAAGAAAUUAACAUUACAUUCUCUGGAAACAGCUCUGUUGGACAAUCCUGCAGUUAGCAUGCCAAUUGCAUGCUCCCUCAAAACUUGAGAAAUCUGUGGCAUUGUGUUGUGUGACAACUGCACAUUUUAGAGUCGACUUUUAUUGUCCCCAGCAGAAGGUGCACCUGUGUAAUGAUCAUGCUGUUUAAUCAGCUUCUUGAUAUGCCUCACCUGUGAGCUGGAUGGAUUAUAUUGGAAAGGCUCACUAACAGGGAUGUAAAAAAAAAAAUGUGUGCACAAAACUUGAGAGAAAUAAGCUUUUUGUGCGUAUGGAAAAUGUCUGGGAUCAUAUAUUUCAGCUCAUGAAACAUGGGACCAACAAUAUAUGUUGCGUUUGUGUUUUUGUUCAGUAUAAAUAUACUUGACCUCUAAACUAACCACCUCUCUAAACUCCAAAUAUGAAAUCUGUAUUUAAUAUUUAUAUUUUGACAUAUUUAUUUUGGCAUAUAUUAGUUUUUUUUUGCAAGAGUAGACUCACUGUGCUACUGUAUCUCAGCCCCAAAUCCUGAUUUGGGGAAUGUAAUUUUGAGGUAUAUUCACAAUUUCAAUUUAGGAUUCCGAUACUUUAUUAUGCAUAAAAAAAAUGCAGUCCCCUUUCUGUCCCCUUUCUGUUUCAAACUGAAAACUUUUUUAUGCUGUUCUAUUGAGAAAAAAUGUGUAGUAAAGUUCACUUCUUUGCGGUUUUCUUUUAUAAUAGAAAAAAAAGAAAGAACAAGAAAUGGGGACAAUAAAUGACCAAGAACCAAUUGGUUGAGUAAUUCUUAUUGAGGUUAUUCGACCCUCGAGAUCUAUAGAUAUAAUGAAUAUGAUUAAAGCUUUUGCAAAUUGGUCAUGUUGAAACCAUUUGAAUAAUUAUUUAAACUGACAAUAUAAAAUAACUCUAAAAGGAAACGUUUCAAAUAUAUAUCUAUAUAUACAGUAUAACUAUAUACAUAUAUAUAUACUACACAUGUUGUGUAAUUUGAUUUAUUUUAGAUUCAAAGUACAACGCUGCAUUAAAUGAAAUAUUUUUCUAGAAAUUCAUCAGUUUAUAAAAAAUUAUAUACGUAUAUAUAAAUCCCUUAAUUCAUUCCGUUUAUAUUGCAAGUGGUUUUACUUGACAUUUUCAGUUAAAUUCUAGGUUUAAAUUAAAACAAAAUACAUGGAAUUAUGAAUAGAAAUGAACAUUGCCAAACUGUUGUGCUGCCGAAGAAAAAUAGCUUUUCUGUGUUUGGGUGAUUAUAAAACAGGCUUGGAUGUCGUUGCUUCAUUUACAAACUCAUGACACAACUACCUAGUUACAUGCAGCGCAUUGGAUAUCUUCAUUUCUACAUUUCUACUCUUUGGUAUUAGUGGACCUAUCAUCAUUCAAUCCAAGUAUACUUUAGUAAACUGUAUACUGGUAAUAAUUUAAUGUAGGAGCUUUACACUAAAAGACUAUAACACAUUUAUAAGCUAUAUAUUAUACCUUCAUAUGCCCUACAUAAACGUUCACAUUUAUGCUCUCAACUGCAGGUCGGUAGAUGUCACUGCAUAUCUUAUGUCAACUUGCGGUUGUUAGUCUUAGUUGACAUUUACAUGUAUAAAUGCGUAUGUAGUGCUUAUGACAGUGUAAUGAACUGCUAUGAAUGUGAUGUUUCCCUAUGUAUGUAGAGCCCCAUACAUUACAGUGUUAAGUAGUCCCUAUUUUCUAUGGUAUUGGCUCUAGCCCUGCUCUCUGCCAAACAAGGUGAAAGAUUGAGAUGACAGAUGAAGAACAGUUUACAUGCAUCCUAUAAUUAUACAUCUUUCAAUGUAGCCAGUGUUGUUGUAAUGUUUGUUUAUAUUUUGGAUUUAAAUCGAUGCUUCUGUCCAAAAUUGUUUACAAAAGCUGAAAUAUUCUGUAUGGAUGUACAAAAUUAGAUUUAUCGUAAUAAACUGCAAAGUGACUUUG
This is a messenger RNA of Oncorhynchus masou masou (cherry salmon), 6698 nucleotides long. Its product is annotated as neuroendocrine convertase 1-like. The coding region runs from base 203 to 2533 and encodes 776 amino acids. NCBI's taxonomy places the organism in Eukaryota, Metazoa, Chordata, Actinopteri, Salmoniformes, Salmonidae. Gene Ontology annotation, molecular function: serine-type endopeptidase activity. The transcript has 14 exons. The record is from RefSeq and is a predicted model, not a curated record. Gene Ontology annotation, cellular component: membrane; neuron projection. Gene Ontology annotation, biological process: peptide hormone processing.